CCUCUAGUAUCUGGCAGGCUUAGGUGAUGGGCACAGCUAUGGCGAGUGGGUAUCAGAUCAGUACAGUUCCCUAUAUCAUCUCAUACAGGUCUUAUCAUUUCCUGGUGUCUUCAUGUAAUUGGAGGCGUCCUGAUCCCGUCUGUGACAUGGAUGUAUAAUGAGAUCAUUACUGGAGAUGUCACUAAGGUAACAGGUCAUUUCAGCAAAAAGACAAGAUGGAUUAGGAGCCCUUAUACCUUGGGGCAUUACAGCCCCCGGCCCUUUAAAGAGCCUCCGAGGCGGACCACAUGAGGCAGAGCGGCGCCCGUCUACGGUGGAGAAUGGGCUUCCCGGAGAUGAAGGUCCUGGCUUCCUCCUCGUACGAUGCCAAGACGUUAAAGAAGCUGGGCCAGACCACCCUGCAGCACACCUCGGCCCACGGGAUCCCCAACAUCUUCCGCUCUUGCCACUGGUUCCGCCGCCUGGUCUGGUUGUUCUUUGUGAGUUUCGCCCUGUGCUGCGCCCUCUGGCAGUGCACCGAGAUGGUCAUGACCUACUACACCUACCCGUCCCAUGAGAAGAUCAUGCUCAUCUCCAGUACCAAGCUCAAGUUCCCGGCCGUCACCAUCUGCAACCUGAACAGCGUGCGGCUCUCGGCCAUCAAUCGCAGUUUCGCUAUGGUGACGUCCCUGCAGGACUCUGGUCUAGAACAGACGCACAGGAGAAAUCGCUCGCACGUCAACGCGUCGUCCGAAUAUCAAGACGAGAGCAUCCAGUACGCCAGCGCCUUCAACAGGUUCGCCUCGGAAUUUAACCAGUUAUCGGACGAGCAGAAGGUGGAGAUGGGGCACCAGCUGGACGACAUGCUGAUCUACUGCAACUUCCACGGUCAGGAAUGCAACGCCAGUUACUUCUCCACUUUUAUUAACUAUAAGUUUGGAAACUGUUAUACAUUCAACUCCCAGAAGCCGACAGAUUACCGGGGGAAUCCAUGGAGCACCCAGGCCCUCAAUAUCACCAAAGCAGGGUUCAUGUAUGGUCUGCACCUGGAGCUGUUCAUACAGCAGAUAGAAUAUGUCAGGGACAUGACGCACUCCGCCGGCAUCCGCCUCCUCAUUCACGAUCAGGCCCAGAUGCCGUUUCCCGAGGAUGAAGGUGUCAAUGUCCCACCCGGAGCUGAAACUGAUAUCGGCCUGAUGAAGGUUCACAUUGACCGGCUGAAAUCACCAUAUAUAAGCCAGUGCACCGAAGGGGAGGACAUCAAGAACUUCUAUAAGGACGUGUAUGGAGCUGGGUACACACGAGAGGCCUGUAAACGGACGUGUGCCCAGCAAAGCAUCAUCGACAACUGCGGUUGUUCCCACUGGGAGUUCGCUUAUCCAAAAGAGCUGGGGAACCCCAAGUGUAAUCUCAGCAACACCGCUGUCCGUGACUGCGUGAAGCUUUACGAAUUUAAAUUUGCACAUGAUGAGUUAAUCUGCCACUGCCCCCUACAGUGCAAAGAAGACAUUUAUGAGCUGACCGUGUCGGGAUCCCAGUGGCCGUCCAGCGCUUUUAUCGAAAAUUUCUCCAAGGACCUUAAAGAGUGGGGAGGCCAAAUGAAAGACGUAGCGGACAAUCCAUCACUUAUCAGGGAUAAUUUUGUGAAGGUCGUGGUUUAUUUCAAACAACUCAACUUUGAGCUGAUAGAAGAGGAACCAUCCAUGACGGUGAGGACCAAGGAAAUUAAUCUCCUCUCUAACAUGGGGGGCUUGGUCGGCCUGUGGGUGGGCUUCUCUGUCUGCACCCUGGCAGAGUUUUUUGAGUUGCUGUUGGACGUCAUUCUGCUUUUUAUUCGGAGGUGCAUCGAGACAGUGAACAAGGAGGGAUAUUCCAAUCCCUACAUUCAGAAGCCGAGCUCCAUCUACCUACAGAGGACCACCAAGCUGUGAACGGGGGCCGGCGGAUAAAGGACCUUGGAUAUGGGCACUCAGUGGGUUUGCAUUGAUCUCCCCUGUGCCCGGGUGUACACAUCUCACCUGCUGGCCUGUGCCAUGUAUGUAGUUAAAAGAGAAGGAUCAUGCCCGAAAACAUACCCCCUGUCUGCAGUAUAUCUGCGGUUGGACCCCCCGCGAUCUCCUGUACAGGGCUGCGGCUGUCCCCGAAACAGAGCGUCCCGAACCAACGCACGAAACGGCAG
Molecule: messenger RNA, 2158 nt
Organism: Hyla sarda
Lineage: Eukaryota; Metazoa; Chordata; Amphibia; Anura; Hylidae
Product: amiloride-sensitive sodium channel subunit gamma-like
Exons: 11
Coding region: 288-1910 (540 amino acids)
Biological process (GO): sodium ion transmembrane transport
Cellular component (GO): membrane
Molecular function (GO): ligand-gated sodium channel activity
Source: RefSeq, a predicted model, not a curated record